Messenger RNA from Fraxinus pennsylvanica, 1746 nucleotides. The record is from the annotation of a GenBank genome assembly. Lineage: Eukaryota; Viridiplantae; Streptophyta; Magnoliopsida; Lamiales; Oleaceae.
AUGUGUACUGACAGUGGAAAUCUAAUGGCUAUUGCUCAGCAAGUUAUUCAGCAGAAGCAGCAACAAGAACAGCAGCAACAGCAUCACCACCACCAUGACCACCCUUUUUGUCUUAGCACAACCACUACCUCAGCCACCACGUCUAUGAGCUAUGGCCUUAUUGGACCUGGUGCCUUCACGGACCCUUUUCAGCUCCAGGGCGCUGGACCAGAACCUAUUGAACCUGGGUUUCAGUUCCCCACCCUGGAACACCAUUCAACUGGAUUUCGAUACUCGGAUUUCUGUGGUGAGUUUGAUUCUGACGAGUGGAUGGAGAGCUUGAUGGGUGGCGGAGAUUCCACGGGUAGCUCUAAUAUCCAAUCAAAUUGUGAACCUUGGCAGACUCUCUAUUCUGCUGCUGAUGCCUUCACCAAUUGCCCACCGAGUCGACUCAUCGUUAACUCCAAUCUCAACCGAGUUAUCCUUUCUGAGCCACCGCAUAACACCACGUGGGUCUCUGUCUCCUCAGCAAACCCACCUCCAACUCUUUCCCCCGUUGCCGACUCUAGGCUAGCACCGAAAAAUGAUGCUUCAGUUGCCGACAACACUACCGGAGCAUCUGCGAGUUCGCCGGAUACUUCAUUCUCAACCAAACCAAUUUUAAAAGCCUUAGUAGACUCUGCUCGUCUCUUGGAGUCAGACCCAGAAAAAGCAGCGAAAUCACUGAUUCAACUCAAAGGUUCGAUCUCCCAGCACGGCGAUCCGAUAGAGCGAGUGUCGUACUAUUUCUCUGAAGCUCUUUGCUGUAAAAUCUCAAAUCAGGCGGAAAAGAUUCCGACGAUAUAUGAUACAACAUCAGAGGAGUAUAUUUUAUCAUACAAAGUACUCAACGACGCCUGUCCUUACUCCAAAUUUGCUCAUUUAACAGCAAACCAAGCAAUUCUUGAAGCCACCGAGAGCGCCAAAAAAAUCCACAUAGUUGAUUUUGGGAUUAUUCAGGGUGUCCAAUGGGCGGCACUUUUGCAGGCUUUGGCCACCAGAUCCGCCGGAAAACCUGAAAUGAUUCGGAUUUCAGGUAUUCCGGCGCAGGCUCUGGGAGAUUCUUCUGCAGCGGCGCUUUUGGCUACUGGGAAUCGGUUACGUGACUUUGCUAAGCUGCUGGAUUUGAAUCUUGAGUUCGAACCCAUUUUGAUACCGGUGCAAGAGCUUAACGGGUCGAGUAUCCGGACCGAUCCGGAUGAGGUCCUUGCUGUGAAUUUCAUGCUCCAAUUAUAUGGUCUGCUUGAUGAGGGUAAUGAAUGUGUUGAAGCAGCUUUAAAGCUUGCAAAAUCACUGAAUCCGAAAGUGGUUACACUGGGUGAGUACGAAGUAAGCUUGAAUCGUGUUGGGUUUCUGCACCGUUUCAAGAAUGCCCUCAAAUACUAUACUGCAGUUUUCGAAUCACUUGACACGAACAUGUCCAGGGAUUCGCCCGAGAGGUUGCAAGUAGAAAGACUAUUAUUCGGCCGCAGAAUAGCUGGCUUAGUCGGGCCAGAAGAACCGAGAACCAGACGAGAACGAAUGGAGGAUAAAGAUAGCUGGAGAUUCUUAAUGGAAAACGCCGGUUUUCAGCCAUUGAAGCUGAGCCAUUAUGCAACGAGUCAAGCUAAGAUACUUCUAUGGAACUACAAUUACAGCACAAUGUACAAGUUGGUUGAUUCUUCUCCUGGAUUUCUCUCUUUGGCUUGGAAUCAUGUUUCUCUCCUCACUAUUUCUUCAUGGCAUUGA